Octopus sinensis (East Asian common octopus) is the source of this 1423-nucleotide messenger RNA. Its product is annotated as nicotinate-nucleotide pyrophosphorylase [carboxylating]. Gene Ontology annotation, molecular function: nicotinate-nucleotide diphosphorylase (carboxylating) activity. Gene Ontology annotation, cellular component: cytoplasm. The record is from RefSeq and is a predicted model, not a curated record. NCBI's taxonomy places the organism in Eukaryota, Metazoa, Mollusca, Cephalopoda, Octopoda, Octopodidae. Bases 324 to 1283 code for a protein of 319 amino acids. Gene Ontology annotation, biological process: quinolinate catabolic process; NAD+ biosynthetic process. The transcript is spliced from 3 exons.
UACUUGUAUGUAUAAAACCUCUAGUAAGAUUUAUUUGCUACUGUCUUAUUGAAGUUUUAUUAUCUGCUUUCUGUAUGUUAUUGAAGUUUUAUGAAAGAGCGCUCCAUAAAUAAUGUACCAGUCAGUGUGUCAGUCAAACUACACAAAAUACACCUAUACAAGCACGAUACGCAUGCACACACACACGCCUUUACACAACCAUUUCGCAGGUGUCUACAUAGAUAGAACAACUUCGGAACAACCUGCGUUGUAGUGUGUUGUAGGUCAGUGUAAAAUAAAGGGGAAAGGCAAAGACGUUCUGUUUCUGAUAUGUUUUGAAUAAAAUGUCUGCUUAUUACGACCAAAGGAAGGACUAUUUACAUUACAAUAAUAACCAUUCUCGGAUUACUUCGGGUCCUGAAACUUACCAUGCAUUAUCACCUGUUACUGUACAACAUUUAGCCAGAGAAUGGAUUAAAGAAGAUUCGCCAAAUUUUGAUUUCGGUGGGUUCGUAGUUGGGGAGAAAAAUGUAACCGCUGCCUUGAUCAUGAGACAGGCUGGUGUUUUGGCAGGAAGACCAUUUAUAGAUGCUGUAUUUAAAGAGCUGGAGUGUGAAAUUGAAUGGCUUUAUCCGGAAGGAACAUACCUGAAUCCAGUCCAAACAGUUGCGAUUAUCAAAGGCAGAGUACGGUGCUUGUUGCUCGGAGAACGUGUAGCCCUCAACUGUGCGUGCAGGGCAAGUGGACUAGCGACUUUGGCCCGCAAAUUGGCCCUGAAAGCUGAAGGGGUUGGCUGGAAAGGGAAACUGGCUGAUACACGCAGAACUACUCCGGGAUUCCGUCUAGUAGAGAAGUAUUCUCUUCUUGUUGGGGGUUUAGCAACCCACAGGUACGAUUUAUCUUCUAUGAUUAUCUUGCGAGACAACCAUAUAUGGACUGCAGGAAGUAUCCAAAAGGCUGUGAAAGAUGCUAAGCUUGUUAGUGGGUUUUCCAUGAAAAUUGAAGUAGAAUGCAGAAAUCUUGAAGAUGCUUUAGAAGCAGCUAAUGCUGGUUGUGAUGUUAUAUUAUUUGAAAACCCAACAGCAGAGGUUGCUAAAAAAUAUGCUGAAAGUUUGAAACAACGUUUCCCUGAUGUAAUGAUAGAAAUCAGUGGUGACAUUCCCGAAGAUUUGUUGGUAGACUACUGCAGUGAUUACAUAGAUGUGAUUUCUUUAAAUCAACUAACAAUGGGAUAUUCACCAGUAAAUUUCACUAUGAAAAUGACAAAAUCAACAAAACUCUCCAUCAAUCAAAAUUAUCUUUGAUUGUGGCUUUAAAAGCAACACAAAAGGUCAGUAGAAGAAAGAUUAGUUGAUGAAAGAGAAACAGAAAAUUAAAAAGAAAAAAAAGAAAACUGAUUGUUUAUUAGAGAAACACAUUCUGAAAAAACGUUGCAUAAAAUUUU